AUGGCGAAGAGGAGGAACUGGAUCGAGAUAGUGAAAAAGAUAUUCGGCUCCGACGACAGAAGCAAGCAGGAAAAGGUGAAUCCCCGCACAUAUUCUCUGAGGCCUUGAUCCCCUCUCCUGUGGCACCUACCAGGUAGAACCCUAGAUCGCUCAGCCCCUCCUCCGAUCCCCACUUUCAGAAAGAGAAGAGGAAGAGAUGGUUCUUCGGGAAGCUGAAGUCGAGACGAGCCAUCACCCUCCCCGCCGCAUCAUCCCGGAAGGUGAGAUCGCUGAAGGAGGUCGAGGAGGAGCAGAGCAAGCGUGCCAUGGCCGUCGCCGUGGCGACGGCGGCGGCCGCUGAGGCGGCUGUGGCGGCGGCGCAGGCUGCCGCCGUAGUGGUGCGGCUCACCGGGACGCCCUCGGCCUACAGGAAGACUCGCGACAUGGCGGCGAUCAAGAUACAGACCGCCUUCAGAGCUUAUCUCGUAAGCAUCCGAAUCAUUUUCUGAUAUCCUCCGCCAUGAUUUCGAAGAAAACUUGGAUUAUAAUGGUCUCUGAUCUUGAGCUUGAUGGAAACCGGCGUCCUUUCUAUUCAGGCGAGGAAAGCUUUGCGAGCGUUGAAGGCUCUCGUGAAGCUCCAAGCCCUGGUCCGCGGCCGAGCAGUGAGACGGCAGACCAGCGCCACCCUCCGGAGCCUGCAGUCCCUGGUCAAGAUCCAGGAGCAAGUUCGGGCGCGCAGGCUUCGAAUCUCCGAGGACGAUCGCGGCUCCGAGAGCAACGAGCAAGCUUACCGGAAGAACACGAGCAUAAAGGUCAGCCAUGGAGCUCCCUUGCUGGUUCUGAUUUCACCAGAAGAAAUAUAUGGAACAUCGUCCAUGGAUUCCUCUUCCUUGGUUUUACUACUCUCAAUUCUUCUCUCGUGGCUUGGAUUCGGGACUAGGGUUUCGAGAAGAGCUGGAACGGCAGCUCGCUGUCGAAGGAGGCGAUGAACGCGAUCAUCUCAAGCAGGCAGGAUGCGGCGACGAGGCGGGAAAAGGCCAUGGAGUACGCGUCUGCUCACCAGGUAACAACCAAACCUCGACUGACGACGACAUCGCCAUUUCCUGAUCGAGAAGGGGGGAUCUCCCAAUCGAUCGAUCGAUCGCUACUCAAUCCAUCUCCAGAACUGAGCCGCCUCUGAAGAAAUUCCUCUUUCGUUCAGCAGCCUAGGAUGUUCCUCCGCAGACGAUCGGUGUGCUCGACGGAGGAGCUGGAGAGCGGCCGGAGGAUGAUUCACCGGCCGAGCUGGCUGGAGCAGUGGGUGGAGACCCGGCCGUGGGAGAAGCACCCGCAAUCUCACCCUCAACCUCAACCUCCGGCGGCGAGCACGAGCCCCGACUGGGAUCCCCGGCGACGCCGCCAGCAGCAGCUCCCGGCGAGGCGGCGCUCUCCGGCGCACCGCCUCACCGGGCCGGAGCUCCAGCGGAGCCUCGGAGAGCUCCACGAGCAUCUCAGGAUGGGGCGGUCCAGCAGGAGGAGCUUCACGAGGGACGACGACUCUAUCAGCAGCUCGCCCUCCUUCCCGAGCUACAUGGCCUUCACGGAGUCGGCCAGGGCGAGGGCGAGGUCGCUGAGCACGCCGAAGCAGCGUCUCCAGCGGGAGCGGGAGCAUGAGGAAGGGGAGGAGGGGGAGGAUGAGAAGGAGGAGGAGGAGCUCUCCCGAUCGAGCCGGCUGCCGUCGCCCUUCCGCCGCUCGGCCACGCAGGGGAAACUCAUCGCCAACAGGCUUCAGAUGUCGCCUAGCUUGCGGUCCCGCCCUCGCCCCCCUCUCUCUCAGAUAAACCCUAUUUGA
Messenger RNA from Spirodela intermedia, 1810 nucleotides. The record is from the annotation of a GenBank genome assembly. Lineage: Eukaryota; Viridiplantae; Streptophyta; Magnoliopsida; Alismatales; Araceae.